AUGUGUCCUACCAAAGAGAGAGAUGAGGAGAUUGAAAAGAGUUUGUUGGGUAAAGAUGAGGAGGAGGGAAAUGCAGGGGAUUCUUCUGGUAUCACCAUAGCUUUGAUGAUUCAAGAAAUGAAGAAGUUGGGCUAUGUUGCAGGUCCCAUGGUUGCCGUGAAUCUCUCUCAAUAUUUUCUGCAAGUGAUUGCUGUAAUGAUGGUUGGUCACCUUGGUGAACUUUAUCUCGCCAGCACCGCCUUAGCUAUUUCCUUCUGUGCUGUCACUGGCUUCAGCGUUAUUUUUGGAAUGUCAGCUGCACUUGAAACUUUAUGUGGACAAGCUUAUGGAGCACAGCAAUAUCAGAAACUUGGGACUCAUAUUUACACAGCUAUAGUUUCACUCAAUCUUGCUUGCUUUCCUCUAUCUCUUAUCUGGUUUUCCAUGGGAAAACUCCUGGUUUUCUCUGGCCAAGACCCUCUAGUUUCCAAAGAAGCUGGUAAAUUUGCAAUGUGUCUUGUACCUGCGCUCUUGGCAUACGCAACUCUCCAGCCACUUGUUCGUUUUUUUCAAGUCCAGAGCUUGGUCACUCCAUUGCUUACAAGCUCACUGGUGUCCCUUUGUUUCCAUGUAUUUUUCUGUUGGGUCUCUGUGUUUAAGCUUGGACUAGGCAAUCUUGGUGGAGCAUUGGCAAUUAGCUUGUCUUAUUGGUUGAAUGUGGCUUUGCUUGGCUUGCACAUGAAGUAUUUGUCAAGUUGUGUAAGCAUUUCUCCACCAUUUUCCAUGGAUCUCUUCAAAGGAAUGAAAGAUUUCUUCCGCUUAGCUAUACCUUCGGCUUUUAUGGUCUGCCUUGAAUGGUGGUCUUUCGAGUUUCUUACCUUACUAUCCGGGCUCAUGCCAAAUCCACAGCUUGAAACUUCUGUUUUGUCUGUCUGUGUGUCAACAAUAGCUACCCUCUACACAAUACCAGAUGGACUAGGUGCUGCUGCAAGCACUAGAGUUUCAAAUGCAUUAGGAGGUGGGAAACCACAAGCAGCGAAACUGGCCGUUGGGACUGUGCUGCUGCUUGCAGUCUCGGAAGCAGCCAUUGUGAGCUCAACCUUGUUCGCCAACCGCAGAGUUUUCGGUCAUGUCUUCAGCAAUGAGAUUGAAGUUGUGGAUUAUGUGAGCAGCAUGGCUCCUCUGAUAUGUCUAUGCGUUGUAUUGAACAGUUUUCAAGCCACUCUUUCUGGAAUCGCUAGAGGAUCUGGGCGGCAAGACUUAGGAGCCUGUGUCAAUCUUGGAGCAUACUAUCUUUGCGGAAUUCCCGUUGCUGCCUUCUUAGGUUUCUGGGCACAGAUGAGAGGAAGAGGUCUUUGGCUUGGAAUACAAGUUGGUGCUUUUGUUCAGACACUCUUGCUUGCUACCAUAACAUGUUGCACAAAUUGGGAAAAACAGGCAGCAAAGGCAAGGGAGAGAGUCUUUGGUAGAAUAUCUUCAGUGGAAGAUGGUUAUGAAUAUGUCAGUAUAGAUUCUCAGGGAUAA
Carica papaya (papaya) is the source of this 1503-nucleotide messenger RNA. RefSeq names its product protein DETOXIFICATION 14-like. Gene Ontology annotation, biological process: xenobiotic detoxification by transmembrane export across the plasma membrane. Gene Ontology annotation, molecular function: xenobiotic transmembrane transporter activity; antiporter activity. The record is from RefSeq and is a predicted model, not a curated record. Gene Ontology annotation, cellular component: membrane. NCBI's taxonomy places the organism in Eukaryota, Viridiplantae, Streptophyta, Magnoliopsida, Brassicales, Caricaceae.